AUGUCGAUGGCCGCCGCGCCGUUCCACCGCUGUCGAGGCCUGCUGGUGGUUGAACACCCCACCAAGGGCAACUUCGUCGUCGAGUUCAACCUCGACCGUCUAUUCUCCGGCGAACCCGACCAGGAGUUCCCACCGAUUCUCAACCUUCCCGACCCCGUCGCCAAGUUCAACAGCGUACAACCUACGGAAAACAUGGCCAUCACCGACUCCGGCAACCUCAUCGUUGCCGCCACCUCCCUGUCCCGGACUCUGCUCUACGACGCCAGCUCGCGCUCCGCCUCCACUGGCCCGGACAUGCUGUCCGGCAAAAUCGAUAUCCUCCUCGUCCCCGUCGCAGACGGUACGUUCUUCGCCAUGUCCUUCUACCCACACCUCGACGACACUCCCCACGCCGAGCUUCUGGCCAGCAACACGGACGACGCCGGCGGUCGCUUGGCCUGGCACCCCAUCCCGGAUCCACCGCUGUCGUCCAUCCCUCGCUUCAAGAGGCAGUGGCACAUCUCGGGCUACUUUGUCGCGGGCACACGCGUCUGGAUCUCCUUCUUGGAUGAAGGCACUUUCUCCUUCGACACGGCGUGCCGCCGGUGGCGCAGGGAAGGCACCUGGAAGCUGCCCGUGACAGGCCGGGCCCUUUUGAUCCCAGACUUCUUGGGCAGCGGCCAACAGUUGCUCUUUGGCUUUUUCUCCAGGGAUCACCACUUUUGCACCUGCGAUAUAGAGGCUAGGCCUCCGGUGAUCAUCAAGUCCUGGCCGGAGGCCAUCCCCUCCCGGCUGGUCUGGUGUGCCAGAUACUUCAUAGAAGCACACACCGCCGCCCUUGCCUACUACGGGGCCGGUAGAUUUUGCAUCUCGACGGUCAUCACCACCGGGUACUCCCCUCAAAAGCCUAUCAACAUGGAUGAAGUGCUCAAUCUACCACGCCGCGCCGUCUCCAUCGUGGCCGUCGAGGUCACCCCGGGAAUGCAGUUGAUUAAGCGCAAACUCGAAUGCUACUCCAUGCCAGCAGAAGCGCAUGUAGGGGAAGUCAUCUAG
Molecule: messenger RNA, 1032 nt
Organism: Triticum turgidum subsp. durum (durum wheat)
Lineage: Eukaryota; Viridiplantae; Streptophyta; Magnoliopsida; Poales; Poaceae
Source: the annotation of a GenBank genome assembly